This is a messenger RNA of Panicum virgatum (switchgrass), 1802 nucleotides long. RefSeq names its product heat stress transcription factor A-2a-like. Bases 556 to 1680 code for a protein of 374 amino acids. Gene Ontology annotation, cellular component: nucleus. Gene Ontology annotation, biological process: regulation of transcription by RNA polymerase II. Lineage: Eukaryota; Viridiplantae; Streptophyta; Magnoliopsida; Poales; Poaceae. The transcript is spliced from 2 exons. Gene Ontology annotation, molecular function: DNA-binding transcription factor activity; RNA polymerase II cis-regulatory region sequence-specific DNA binding. The record is from RefSeq and is a predicted model, not a curated record.
UCUGCUCACGCGGGUCGCGCGCGCCACCCCGCAAGGGAGAGCGACACCGCCGACUCAACUCGGCUCAGCUCCAAAGGGGACUGUACUUUUCGGUCCCUGGCCCUUCACUCUGUCUCCCUCUCUGUUCAUGCAGCGUCGCACUCAUCCGGUUCUCUUCUUCCUCCUCGUCUCUGCCAAGUCCUGCUUCUCGCAGCUGCAUUUCUGCGCUCAUUUCUUCCCUUUUCGAUUCGCAAAGGCUUCAGUCGAGUUCUGUAAUUUGGGUCAGCUAACGGAGUGGAGGUACCCAAGUUACUGCAAGCAUUUGAGGCCCACUGAAAAUUUCCCCCCUUUUCGUUUCCAACCAAUCUUUGGUGCUCCUCGAAUUCUUCCGGUCUUUGACAUUCAGGGAGGCCAUUUUCAGAUUGAGCUAGUUCAGUGGGGCAGUUUCUUCAACCAAAGAUCGCCUCCUUUUGACCCAUUCUUGAUUCGUCCGGGGUUCCUUUCCUCUCCUCCGUUAAGUGGAGCUCUCUCCCGCCAUUGCUCGAUCGCGUUUGUUGUUGCUUGGUGGGUGCCGCCAUGGAUCCCUUCCGCGGCAUUGUGAAGGAGGAAGAGUUCGACUUCGAUUUCGACUUCACCGGCGCUUCGGCGGUGGGCGCUCCGGCAGCGGGGACGGCGGCGUCGUCCUCCUGGGCCGUUGUCGUGCCGGAGCAGCCCCGGCCGAUGGAAGGGCUCGGCGAGGUGGGGCCUACUCCAUUCCUGACCAAGACCUACGACGUCGUGGAUGACCCCAACACCGACACCGUCGUCUCCUGGGGGUUCGCCGGCCACAGCUUCGUCGUCUGGGACGCCAACGCCUUCGCCAACGUGAUCCUCCCGCGCUACUUCAAGCACAGUAACUUCUCCAGCUUCGUCCGCCAGCUCAACACAUACGGGUUCAGGAAGGUUGAUCCGUACAGGUGGGAGUUCGCGAACGAGGGCUUCCUCCGGGACAAGAGGGAGCUCCUCAAGACGAUCAAGCGCCGGCGCCCGCCGUCGAGCCCGUCGGCGCAGCAGGGGCAGGCGCAGCCGCCGGCAGCGUGCCUGGAGGUGGGGCAGUUCGGGCUCGAGGGCGAGGUGCAUCGGCUGCAGCGCGACAAGGGGAUCCUGCUCGCGGAGGUGGUGAAGCUGCGGCAGGAGCAGCAGGCGACGCGCGCGCAGAUGCAGGCCAUGGAGGAGCGGAUCACCACAGCGGAGAAGAAGCAGCAGCAGAUGACGGUGUUCCUGGCGCGCGCCAUGAAGAACCCGAGCUUCCUGCGGAUGCUGGUCGACCACCAGGGGCUGGCCGACCGCCGGAGGGAGCUCGAGGACGCGCUUUCCAAGAAACGCCGCCGGCCCAUCGAGUACCUCCCACGCGACGACGAGAGCAGCAGCAGUGCCGCCGCUGAGGCGGCGGUGGGCGACUACAUUUCCGGCCUCCCGGUCGGCGUGAACGGCGUGGCUGAGCCGGACGACGACGAGGGCCGGCGGGACGACCGCGGCGGCGGCGGGGAGGACACGGAAAGCUUCUGGAUGGAGCUGCUGAACCUCGGCCUGGAGGAGAAGCACCGGGAGGGCGGCGGCGCUGGCGCGGACAACGACGUCGACGACGACGACGACGUGGACGUGCUUGUGCAGAGCAUCUACCACCUGAACCCGAACCCGGGCAGCCCCAGGGGCGAGUGAAAGUUCCAGAACAUUCCAGAACCCACCAUGGAAGCAUCCAGGUGGGCACUAAAAAAUUUCGCGAAUUUUUUUUAUCUUUGACCACUAAUUUCGAGUAUUAAAUAAAGUCUAAUUAUAAAACU